AUGGUAAAGACCGUCAGCAAAGCCUCCAGCAAGGGAAGCAAGCAGCGAGGAAUCGCUCGGUCAGGCUCCGGAAGGCAGAUGACAUUUCAAGCCUUCAGGCUGCGGACUCAGAAUCCGGAUCCCAACGAGGGGAAGGUCGUGGAGGUUGUUGAGGAGGAGACUCCAGAGCAGCGUGCGCGGCGCCAUGCAAAGACGACCGGUCUCCAUUUGGGGGACGUGCGGCGCAUACAGAGCCUCUUCAACCAAGCACUAGCGCUGGGCGAAGUCAAGGGUCAGAAGUUGCCCUUGGAGCACUUCCGCACCUGGCUUUGCCAGCACUGUGGCUUGGAUCCGGAGAAAAACGUGCCGGGACAUCUCUUGGAAUCCGACUGGCCGAAAGACUUCGAGGACGUUGAGCUCACCGAGGAGGACUUUGUCAGUUGGUACAACAACAAGCAGUGGAGCGAAGAGAUCAUGGUACCCGAUCCUCAGGAGCGAAACCUUCGCAAAUUCUGCAAAAAGCAGGGUUUCAAGAUCACGGAAGUCGAGAGGGUGAAGGCUGCUUUCGACAAGGCAGACAAAGACGGGAGCGGCGCCUUGGACCAUUACGAGUUCCAGCAGGUAUACUGCCAACUUGAGGGCAUCGAUGUGUCACAGGUCAACGAGACGAAGUUUCGAAUCCUCUGGCAAGAGGUGGAUGAGGACUUUUCUGGCAGUAUCGAUCUCAUGGAGUUCGCCAAGUGGUACCUCAACGUCGCACCCAUGCCCAAGCAGAAGCCUGGGCGGCCAUAG
Molecule: messenger RNA, 771 nt
Organism: Symbiodinium sp. CCMP2592
Lineage: Eukaryota; Dinophyceae; Suessiales; Symbiodiniaceae
Source: the annotation of a GenBank genome assembly